This is a messenger RNA of Mycena indigotica, 459 nucleotides long. Its product is annotated as Transcriptional regulator prz1. The transcript is spliced from 2 exons. Lineage: Eukaryota; Fungi; Basidiomycota; Agaricomycetes; Agaricales; Mycenaceae. The coding region runs from base 1 to 459 and encodes 152 amino acids. The record is from RefSeq and is a predicted model, not a curated record.
AUGCGAGGGCUGUUAGACCCCUCAGCAGAAGCCUGUUUCCGAGUCGACGGAAGGAGUCCGAUGACGUCGCUGUCUCCAGCAGCAUCGACAUCUACUCUGUCGUCCAACUCGGCGCCGUCUUCUGUCGCUAGCCCGCUGCCCGCAGGAUCGCGGAGGAAACGGCCGACGACGUUACACUGUUCCGAAGACGACUGCACUCGUUCCUUUACAAGCCAAUACACACUUAUGAAGCACGUCAAAGCGCACGAACGCAAGGAGAAAAAGUACUUCCCCUGUUCGAUGGGCUGCGAUAUGCGCUUUUCGCGGAAGCAUGAUAGGCUGCGGCAUGAGGUUACACAACACGGGCGGGUCUGCGAGUGGGGAUGCCCAGUUUGCUUGGGCUUCUUCUCGAGCGAGUCGACCUUGACGAAGCACAAGUGUAAGGCGACAGCGGGAUCGUCCAGAUGGUCUGGACCAUGA